ACCCUUAUACACAUUCUGGGUGCGAGUAGGGUGCGAUGGGAGGGAAGAGGGUGCCAGGAGUGUAUGCGCUAUGAUCCGUGUCACGUGGGCGUUGGGGAUGGGUAGGGAGAAGGAAUUCGUGCCAUAUUAAUGUCCUGAAAUGGCAGAUGGCAAGGUUCGUUAAAAUUUUAAAAACCUCACAAAGCUCAGAUGAAGACUGAUGUCAAUGGCUGCGACUACGUUGACACGUUUAUGUGCGCCGUAGCAAUGCCUUGCCACUUUUUUGGUUUCAGACGAAGAGUUCAGUGUCUUACAGGACUGGCUACCAAACAUGAGGAGACUUUCACUAUGUUUCUUGAGUCUUGUGACUCGUAUCAGUGCAGUCACAACCCCACCAAGCAUUUUUCGGCAGGCAUCUAAGAAUGUUCUUUACAAAGCAGGAAAAACUGUAGAAAUAACAUGUGAAGCACACGGCUCGCCGAGACCAGUGUACACCUGGAAACGUAACGGAAUUGACUUCAGUCCAAGCGGAAAUGACGAUCGCGUAGUCCAGCUUCAGAAUAUUGGGACACUUGUCUUCACUAAGCCCGAAGCUAAAGAUGAGGGCAUAUUUCAGUGUUUUGCAACAAACAACUACGGUGUGUCGGCAUCGGUCAAAGUGAACUUAAGAGAGGCAAAACUAAAGGACUUUCCGAUCAUGCCAGACGUCCAUAGGAACCCUAUAUUAGGCUCAGACUUAACACUGGACUGUGUUCCCCCUGAGAGCAUACCCGUACCAGAGGUGUUCUGGGCUCUCAGAAGGCCAGGAGGAGGUUUUGAUCCCUUGAAUCUUGAUGCACGUGUCACCAAGGAUAUAGAACACCGCCUUCGAAUCUUAAAUGUCAAGAUGGAAGACCGGAUGGAUGGUCGGGGUUAUAUUUGCAUGGUGUUUAAUCGACUCAUGCGAAAGGUUACUCAAGGUCCACAGUAUUUUAUUAAUCCAGGAGGAGGUGAGUCGUAGUAAUAGGAAGUUUCGUUAAGAAUUUGCCCUU
This is a messenger RNA of Pomacea canaliculata, 1010 nucleotides long. RefSeq names its product neuroglian-like. The transcript has 5 exons. NCBI's taxonomy places the organism in Eukaryota, Metazoa, Mollusca, Gastropoda, Architaenioglossa, Ampullariidae. Gene Ontology annotation, cellular component: neuron projection. The record is from RefSeq and is a predicted model, not a curated record. The coding region runs from base 311 to 979 and encodes 222 amino acids.